Messenger RNA from Chelmon rostratus (copperband butterflyfish), 4802 nucleotides. RefSeq names its product solute carrier family 44 member 2 (gene slc44a2). The coding region runs from base 127 to 2661 and encodes 844 amino acids. Gene Ontology annotation, molecular function: choline transmembrane transporter activity. The transcript has 22 exons. Gene Ontology annotation, cellular component: membrane. Gene Ontology annotation, biological process: transmembrane transport; choline transport. NCBI's taxonomy places the organism in Eukaryota, Metazoa, Chordata, Actinopteri, Chaetodontiformes, Chaetodontidae. The record is from RefSeq and is a predicted model, not a curated record.
GAUGGUCUCUCUCUGUGUAGCUGUUGCAGUCAGGCGCUGUUAUUGAUGUUUUUCUCCUCGACAUUUCCAUGGUAACUGUCCUGUCUACGCUCUGAUCAGCAGCCAGGAGCCGAGCAGUGUGUGAGAAUGGAGCCGGAGGAAAAAAACCCGGACCCUAAAUACGGGGAGUCCAGGAAGUUUGACCCAAACUUCAAAGGGCCGAUUCACAACAGGGGCUGCACAGAUAUCCUCUGCUGCAUUCUCUUCAUCUUGGCCUUGCUGGGGUACUUUGCUGUGGGUAUCCUCGCCUGGUCUCAGGGUGACCCCAGGAAAGUGAUCUACCCCACGGACAGCAGGGGGCAGUUCUGCGGACAAGCUGGAACACCUCUGGAGAAGAAGCCUCUUCUGUUCUACUUCAACAUCCUGAAAUGUGCCAGUCCUCUGGUGCUGCUGGAGUUCCAGUGUCCCACCCCACAGUUAUGUGUGGAAAGAUGUCCUGACAGGCAUAUGACACUGGCGAAAGCCAAGUUAGGCAGCAAAGAAGACCGUGAAUACUACCAGCAGUACUGCAAGGAAGGAGUGGACUUCGCCAAACUGAGUCCUCCAGAGAUCCUGAGGGAUGGCUUGUGUCCCACCAUGCUGAUGUCCAGUAAACCCUUCACGCGGCGCUGCCUUCCUGCCUUGGGAACGAUGAAAGGCGGGGUGGUGGUGGUGGGCAAUGAGACCACUCUUGAUGCCGGACAGGGCCUCAGCAUCAACGCCACAGACGUGCUGGAGGCAUCCAAGAAAUCAAAUGUGGUUGUUGAAGCUCGCCAAGUGGCCAUGAGAAUCUUUGAGGACUACACUCAGUCAUGGCACUGGAUAUUGCUCGGUCUGGUGAUCGCCAUGGUGGUCAGCUUGAUUUUCAUCGUCUUGCUUCGAUUCUUGGCUGGCGUAAUGGUCUGGGUCAUGAUUGUUCUGGUCAUUCUAGUCAUCGGAUAUGGGAUUUUCCACUGUUACAUGGAGUUUGCGAGUCUGAAGGGAGAGCCUGGCGCUGACGUCACCAUCCGUGACCUGGGCCUGCAGACGGACUUCUCCGUCUACCUGCAGAUCAGACAGACGUGGCUGGCCUUCAUGAUCAUCCUGGCUAUUGUGGAGGUCAUCAUCAUCCUGCUGCUCAUCUUCCUCAGGAAGAGAAUCCUGAUUGCCAUCGCCCUCAUCAAGGAGGCCAGCAGAGCUGUUGGUCAUGUGAUGUCAUCGCUGUUCUACCCCCUGCUGACCUUUGCCCUCCUGGCUGUGGUGAUAGCUUACUGGGCCAUCACUGCUGUUUUCCUGUCCACGUCUAAUGAGCAGGUGUACAAGGUGUUCAACAACUCCGAGUGCGAGUACUCACGAGAGACCUGCGACCCCAAGACAUUCAACACCUCCAACGCUUCAGCUCAGUGUCCUGACGCAGAGUGCCUGUUUGCCUUCUACGGUGGGGAGACCCUCUACCACAAAUACCUCAUCCUGUUCCAGUUCUACAACGUCUUCCUCUUCUUCUGGUGCGCCAACUUUGUGACGGCCCUGGGCCAGGUCACUCUGUCGGGGGCCUUUGCCUCGUAUUACUGGGCCUUCAAGAAGCCUGAAGAUAUUCCCGCCUUCCCCAUCUUCUCCUCGCUGGGACGGGCCCUCCGAUACCACACAGGCUCCCUGGCAUUUGGCUCUCUGAUCCUGUCUUUGGUCCAGGUCAUCAGGGUCCUUCUGGAGUACCUGGAUCACAAGUUGAAAGGUGCUCAGAACAAGUUUGCUAAAUUCCUGCUCAGCUGCAUGAAGUGCUGCUUCUGGUGUCUGGAGAAGUGUAUCAAGUUCCUCAACAGAAAUGCCUACAUCAUGAUUGCCAUCUAUGGAAAAAGCUUCUGCCCCUCAGCACGAGAUGCCUUUUUCCUUCUCAUGAGGAACAUUGUCAGGGUUGCUGUUUUAGAUAAAGUGACUGACUUCCUGCUGUUUCUCGGGAAGCUCCUCAUCGUUGGAAUUGUUGGGAUUUUCUCCUUCUUCUUCUUCUCUGGGAGAAUCAAAGCGGUAGAGGAUGCCGCUCCAUCUCUGAACUACUACUGGGUGCCAAUACUGACGCUGGUAGUUGGAUCCUACCUCAUCGCCCAUGGCUUCUUCAGCGUGUACGCCAUGUGUGUGGACACACUGUUCCUCUGCUUCUGUGAGGACUUGGAAAGAAACGAUGGCUCGUCCGAAAGGCCUUACUUCAUGUCCCCCGAGCUGCACGAGAUCCUCUCCAAAACAAAGAGGCUGGAGGAGGAUGGAAGUGGUGUUGAGCAGGUAGACUCUGCCAAGCCGGUGGACGAGGCGACGCUGGAGGAGGAGACGCCUCUCCAGCAGCAACAAGACGGAGAGAUCCAGCUGAAACAGCAGACAGUGCUCAAGCAGGACAACGAGGAGGAGGAGCCUCUGAAGGCCAAGACGGAUGUGGAGGAGCCGAAAGAGGAGAAAAAUGAGGAAGAAAAAGUCAGUGAGGCAGAGGAGGCUGAGAAGAAAGAAAAAGAGGAGGAAAGAGAAGAAGUGAUAGGAGCGGCAGAGAAGCAGGAGCUAAAACAGGAGGAAAAGAGCGAGGACCCGGCCGUGGAGGCUGAGAAAGAGGAGACUGGUGAAAAGAAAGAGGAAAAGGAGGAACUUCAGGAAGAGAGUCCUCCCUCUGCACCACAGGAGUAGAUGUUAGUAAUGUAAGGCCGAACCCCCCCAGAGGCUUGGUAAACCUCAUGAAGCAUAAAGAAUGAAAGAACUGUCCUACAACUUUGUGAUAUGAACGUGUUAAAUGUGCGGCAAACGACAAGCUAAGAUUUCGGAUCGCCUCGCUGUGUGAGCGACGUCCGGCUGGAGGAGGCGGUGGCGGGCGGCGCGUUGAAGGCUGAAGCAGGUCAAAAGCCCAGUGCAUCUCUGUAGCUUGAACAAAAUGCUCUCUUGUGUCGGUUUUAGAACAGUGUUGGUUUUUAUAUUGUGAAGAUCUGUAGAACAUUGUGAGUGCUGAACCUGUGCCUGAUUACUGUCACUAAUAGUUAUUGUCUUAAUCCUGUUAUGCACUACAGAACCACUAAGUACCAUGUUUACAGUUGAAACAAACUCAUGUCGAUCGAUGGUGAAUCUCUUUCACUGUUUACAAUAAUACCAGCUGACGCCAAAAUGUUACAGACAUAUUUGAUAUACUGUAUGAAUAUUGGAUCUUUUCUUUCCUAUGGAACUUGUAUAUAUACAGUAGUGUAUGUCUAUCAUGUAUUUUUUGGCUUCGGUCUUGUAGAGAUCCUCGCCAAGAUGGGAUCCCAUGUAUUGUAUUGCCACCUACUUGCCUUGGUAUUUCGGACUGGUGUAAGCGCCGCAACUGUGUCACCACGACGCUGCCAUCGUGACCUCUGCAGACCCCAGCAGUCGUUUACUGGUCCCACCUGCCUCGCUCUGUCCCUGUCCUCUCUCUCCUUCUCGCUCUCUCUCUCUCUGUCUCUGUCUCUCUCUCAGUGCUGCAUGGUGUUGACAUGGCCCUCUGAAUGCUCGCAACUAACAUCUUAAGUCUCUGGAUGCUUUUGUACCUUUUCUUCUUGUUUGUCACCUUGUGAAAGAUGUAAGCUGAUUUUCCACUGAAGUUACUGAUGACAUUCCAUAUUUAUUGGAUGUUGAAUCUCGAUUAAAGGUGAUUGUAUUUAAUCGUAGUAGUUCUGUUAUGGGUAAACACGCAAGUUUCAAGGUGGCGUUUGGAAACAGGUGAGUGUUCAUGCCCAAGAAAGUGAACCAGGACUUUGAUUUUGUCUUAAAGGGGAACUCCAACAAUUUUGCAUGUUAAGUCGGGUUUCCACCCAAAGUACCUGGAACUAUAAUCCCAGGAACUACUUUUCAAGGACUAAAAGGUUGUUUCAGCCCGUUGUUGUCUGCGUUUCCACCAUGUAGAUUAAACAAAAAUCGUGCGACGUAUGAAAAAGCAGCAGCUGUACACGUCAUUUUUUUGUGCGACUAUCCAGCAAGGAGGCCUGAUCUGUGUGUGUGUGUGUGUGUGUGUGUGUGUGUGUGUGUGUGUGUGUGUGUGUGUGUGUGUGUGUGUGUCUUCGUUGAUCCGUCUGUCGCAUGGUUUCUUCUGUAGCUCCAUGUUGAUGUGUGGAAGCCCAGUGAACAAAAAACAAACUGGUUUGCAGCUGCAUCUUUUUAAAUAUGGUGGCUGAAGUAAAGUACUGCAAGUAUUCAAUCAAUCAGAAUUUUUCAGUGCUGCAAGGCCCACACCCAAAGUUCCUGAACUAUUGGAAAGUACGACACCCUGAGUAGGGAUUUUUUGGUCCUGGUCCCUGCGGUGGCAACACAGUAUGAGUUCCUCCAAAGGCUCCUAUUCCCAGGGGAAAGUUCCUGCAGUAAGAAAGGUCUUGGGGUCUUGGGAGACACUUGUUCAGGGCAUUCUUUUUUUUUCUUUAAUUAAAGCUUAAUGUGACACAGCAUCAUUUGAAAGUAUCGUGUUUGCUAUCCUCUGGUGGUUUACCUUCUUUGCUUGCCGGAGUGACAUCACUGUUGGGUUUGUUUUCAAGUAGAACAAAGCACGCUCCUGACCACGCCCAACAGACUUGAACAUUUCAACCAGAGGGGGCAGCAAAACACUGCUUUUCACUUUGAUGUUGAGUUACUCUUUGGCUGUCUCUCCUUCCUUCAUGGAAGUGCAAUGUUAAAGUGCUGGAGCGCCCCGUCAAUUCUUAACAAACCAAAUAUAAUAUCAGGCAUUGGCUGUCUGAAUAAUAGAUAGUAGAUGCAUGAAUACAAGAACAGUUACAUUCCUGUUAAGUGUCACAUGCUGUUGGUAAAAUGUUGUUCCUCAACUGCUUCUU